GACCCAGCUCUCCGAAAAAGUGUUUCAAGACGAACAUGGCGGCAACUUAACCGCGGUCCAAGAUGACAAUGGCCAACGGGAGAAAGGAUUCUAGGCUUUCCGCCCAGGUACGGGACAGAGAAACCAGUCUGCAUGAAUCGAAAGGGCUCAUUGCUCUCCUUUAAGUGAAUCUGCAAACCGAACGGCGGCAGACGCGCAGCAUCAGUACCAAGAGGCUCGCAACAGCUGGUCUCCCUGCGCCCCCGACAAGAGAACAAACCCGGGGACGGACGAUAGAAAGAGGGGGGCAUGCGGUCAAAGAGGACGCCGUUUCCCCCCGGAGAGCCAUGGAGAACCGGGAUGCGGCAGCGCGAAGCUUAAUCUGUGCGCGCGCGCUAAUUGGAUCGGAAUAGCACCGAUUGCUGCGGGCGCGAUAGAGGAGCGCCCUGGACCGGCGGAGGCACGGCACCCCACCGUUACAGAGGAGAACCAACCGGAGUCCAUCUCCCCCAAGUCAAUGAGUAUUGUGGCAGAGCAGCCCCCGCGGUGGAGUCGGCCAGGGCAGCACUUUCCUAAAAUAUGACCAGGGGUGCUUGGAUGCGUCGGCAGCAUGAUGAAGGCUUAAAAUACUGGUUUGCACCCCGAGAGAACGAGAAGCCAUUUACCGAGUCGGAGCGGGCCCAGAGAUGGCGACUGUCACUGGCCUCUCUGCUGUUCAUCACCGUCCUGCUCUCUGAUCACUUGUGGUUCUGCGCUGAGGCGAAACUAACGCGAACCCGAGACAAGCGGUCGGACGAGGGGCUUGCAAUUACGGACAUGGGCGAGUACCCAAACUCCCUCCACCGACACCAUAUCCCAACAUCACCUGACCCCCACCGUCUCGCCAGAGAGCAAGAUGUUAUUUUUCUAGGGAAUUCUACCAAACCUCUGUGGCGAAUGGACACCUGUCACCCCGACAGCCUGUCCAAAGACUGCUUUACUUUCACGGACGCGAAGACCGUGUGCCUGGGCCUCUCCGGUGGAGGGGGAAAGGGGACACAGUUUGCGUACGUGAAUCUGAGCGAUUUGUACCUUUCUUUUUGUAAUUCCUACUCACUUUUGGAUUUGUUUUACGGGUUUACGAGUCCGGACGAUUUGAAUUGCACCCUGGAUAUGGCCAUGGAGGGAUGCAGCGAGUGUGUCCGGGCUUAUCAGCGUCUUGACCAGCAGGCGGAGGAGAACUACCGGGAGUUUGAGCUGCUGGUUCAGAAAUACGAGACGGAUGCAUACUCGGUUAGGACGUGCAUGGAGGAAUGCAAGAUGGUUUAUAAGCCCUGGCUGUGUUCUCAGUACUUCCAGACCACCCAGAUGCACUGCAGUAAGCGAAUCCCUUGUGGUCAGUACUGCCUGGAGGUGCAGCAGCGGUGCCCCUUUGUCCUGCCCGACAAUGAUGAUCUCAUUCAUGGAGGCAGCCCCAGUUUUAUAUGCACAGGGCUGCUGGAGGACUAUCCAUCAGGUGUAGACCCGGAUGCAGAGUGCUGUGACGUGCGGUGGGACUUGAAAGUGGACAACCGUUCCCGGGGGACCCUGAAAAGAACUCACCCGCCAUGCCAGCACCGUACCUCCCUCAGCUCCUCGGCAGCCUGCAGACUGUGUAACAGCCGGCUCAAACUCUGCCUGCUGGUCCUUGUCCUCCUACAUACUGUUGCCAGCCUCACUGCAUCCCACAAUGCAACAGGACUGGGCCUCCCCGCCAUCACGCCUCUGGAGGAGAGCCCUGCCAAUGAGGAGUGAUACAGCUGCCAGGAGGAGGUGAGGGUGUUGGGGUGGGGGAUUCCCUCACCAUGGCAACCAAUGUGGAAAAAUACAGCCACACUUGUGCGAAUGGCUGGAGCUGUGUGCCUGUGGACAUUCUGCAACACUUGCCGGCAAAUGGAAAAUGUGGAACGCUUUGAGAAAAAAGACACACAAAUCAAUCAAAACAAAUAAAUAAGCAAACAAACAGACAUACUAGGGGACUCAACCAGUUCCUUACAUAGAAAGGGGACAAUGCCACAGCCUUUGUUGAGUGGGAAGGUCGGCUUCCUCAUGGCUGAGUUUCUCUCACUACGCUUUUUUACACUGUGUUCCAAUUAUUGGUUUGUGUUGCACUGGCUGACUAUGGAAUAACACAAUCAUAUUCUCUUUCUAAUGUUCAUCCUUUGUGUUUUUUUCUGGGUCUCUCAUACAUGAAGAAAAUGUGCUCUCUAAAUAAGACAGAUAAAGUGUAAAAAAAAAAAUUAGCUGCAAGGUUGUGUGUGAUGGUUUCUGUUUCUAGAUUUACUGUGUGUGCGAGCAUGCGUGAGUGUGUGUGUGCUUGUAUGCAUGUCUUUACACAUGUGUGUAUGUGUGCGUAUGAGAGGAUGAGUGUGUGUUGUUGACAUGUGCCCUAAAAGCCUACCUAACAGGCGAUGAUGUUUUUAUGGAGGCCCCCUCCGAUGUCACUAAGCUCUGCCAUGCUGGUUUGAUGGCCACAAUCCCAUUAAAACUUCACUGGGGUUUGAAUGUGGUUCUGAUGUCUAUAAUAAGCACUGUGUUUAACGCAGGUUUAUGGUUUUCCCUCACUUUGUUUUGUGAGAUAAUAUUUCUGUAAUCAGCAUCAGUAAAUUGCUAACACCUGGCUAAAACAUCACAUACAGUUUUAUUGCACAGUGAGAGUUUAUUAUGAACAUUUCUCUGGUACAAUCACUUUUAGUUUUUACAUCAAAUCCAGUGGUUUAGAAAAUCUGUCUGAUAACUUGUUUAUAAUAUAUGCCUUAUCAUCUGACCUUUUGGUUUUCUUGCCAUGUUGGACUUCAUUGUAGCAAUGUUGAUGUGUUGCCAGACCAAAGGAGCUACUUUGUUGAGUGAAAUUUUAUCAUAACCAAUGAACCAUACUACAAAAGACCCAAGCAGAAUGAUCCUUUAAGCUUUCAUCUAACCCUACGAUUGGACUUUUACACAGAAGAAGAAGUUUACAAUAAGUCAAAAAAUGUUUGAAAAAUUAUUUUAGCUGCCAUCUGGUUUCCCUGCCAAGUCUGCAUAUUAUAUGUUGUAGGAUCAUGGUUUAAAGAUGCUAAACUAAGCGUUAGGAUUAUCACUCCUCAUGUUUUGAAUGGAGAUGAACAGAUGACAAGGCAGAAGUGCAUGAUUUAGUAAACAUACUGACAUAAGCAAAAUUAGGAGGGUCAAAGAAUCUUGACAUUGGUGUUGGUGAUAGUUUGGUUUAUUACCUUAAUAAUGCUAGUUGAUGAGAUCUUCUGUGUUUGUUUACAGAGUUCGCCACUUGUUAGCAACUUAAUUAGUGCACAGGAAGCUACGAAAAAACCCACAGACAGGAUAAUUUUAUCUCACAGAACAAAACAUGAAACUGUGUUAAGCUUGUCUUAACCAAAGAUGUUAUCCCAGGCAUUUUACCUAAACCCCAUUCGGAUUCUGGUCACUUCUCAGCAACAUUGCUCAGCAAAGUUAACUGACAUCAGGAUUUUACCACUGGAUCAACGUUAUUCACUGUUGUUCCAGACAAAGAAGAUUUUGUGAUGUUAGAUUUUAAAGGUACUAUCCAGUCCAAAUAAUGUCUGCAACAUAAACAUGACGGUUACUCAUGAGCCUUGGUUUUUUCCCUUCUCUCUGGUUUUCAUUAAUAAUCAAAUGUGACCAGCAGUUCAAGUGUAAAUCAUUUUACCCUAUUAUGACCACUUGAAACUCAAUUUGCUGUUUGCCCUCAAACCAAUACUGAGGUCUACAUCGGUGGUGUAAUUUAAACUGCAAGCCUUUGAUGACUGGAUGUUACCUUUAAGGCCUUUUAAUAACUGUCAAACUGUAAGUUCCUUGCAGUUACGAUGAAGACGUCAAUGUCUCGCUAUGAAAGGAAGCAAUCUACCUGCAGCAGCUUGAAGGAAAGGACUGCUAAUAGGUAUAUUACACUAUGACCCUGCUCCCUGGCCAUACAAUACAUAUACAAUUACAUUCUACAUCAACAUAGAAGCAAUUUGUUCAAAAUUGUCAGUUUCUUUCUUUUGAACCAAAGUGCGUAACCUAUUUUCAUGAACUGCAUGUGGAGGCGCUCUGCAAAGUUAUGACAGCCUCUUCUGUUGAUUGUCCUUAGCCCCACUUCAGCUCCAUAUCUGAUCCCGAAUCAGCUCCUGUAGCAUGCCCACUGUCUUGAACUUUUCUCUCCUCAAAACAUCAGACUCAUGUCUCAUUAAGUAAAGGGCUUAUUAAGAUAUACAAUACAAACAUUAUCAUCAGCACAGUCAGACACACUUAACAAACACAUGCGAAUUGUUAGCAGACAAAGGGUAAAUACACGGCUCAUUUCCUGUUUCUUUUCUAACUCGUACGCCUGCAGUACAGAGGCGUUCCACUGGCUGUUACUGGAGAGCAGGAACCGAAACAAAUCCAGAGAGAGGAGCGUGUCAUUGUUUAUGUAAGCACUAAUGGCAUAACCUGAUUCUUGUCUAAGUCAGCUGACACAUUUUAUUUUAUAAAUGUUGACCAGUGUGUGAACAGACGGAAAGGUGUGACCUUAAGGGCUGACUUAUUCUAUAGUUUCUAGAUUUUCUUUUGUCUCUUCCAUGAACAAGGCUGUGAGAUCAGGUAUUCGAAGAUAAACAACUGUUGUUAAAUGCAUUUUGUUUCCACACUGAAGUAUGUUGGUUAUUUAAAUGAGAUGUCCAAUCCAAUAUCUGAUGUCAAGAAUUUUAUUAUACAGCUUAUAUGAGGAUUUAAAACCAUCUUUAUUCACACCAUGUCUAUAUAACCAGCCUGUUUGGCUUAUUUUGACACGUAUGCUGUUUAGACCCUGCCCCACUCUAGACUUCACCAUUUCUGCUUCCAUGAAAUACAUAACUGCUCAUUGUCAUUCAGCACAGCACACCCAUGCCCAUCUUGGAUGACCGCAUUCAGUGAUAGAAAAAUGCUGCUAUUCUAUUUGCCACCAGUAGAUGGAGAUAUUUUUAUUCUUUUAUAUUGCUAUUGCUGCUGAAGAUUUACCACACAAGGACUGUCAUAUACAUAGGAUUCAGAAAGCGUGAGCUGAUGGAAAUGAUGGGCCUAUGGGUAAAAGUGUGCUUGUGUGUGUGUCUGUGUGUGUGUGUUUGCAUAUGUGCAUAUGCAGAGAUGUGUGUUUGUGUGUUUGUGUAACGUUGCUAAUUGCCGUGUGUUCUCUGGAGAGCUCAUUAGUGUUACCAUGACCUUGGGGCCUGCAGGACAGGUGUGGCAAACCACCACACAGGGACCUGCUACAUUAGCUGUCUCAUUAUUCAUUGCAGCCCUAAAGCUGCUGUAGUAUGAAACCACUUUACAUUGUGUAAUAACAUGUGUAAGUGCCCCAAGUCCCAAAACAGACUAGGGUAGGGGUAGAUCUAUGUUUUCCCUGCACCCGUCUCAUUGAAUAAACCUUGUCUGAAAUGAGAUUUCAGAAGGUCAGGGAGAAUGAAGUUGACAAUGACCUGAAACUGGUGCCAAAGCACACCUUGAUUUGAGUCAAAGAAAUCCAUUUGAUAUCAGAUUUGACACGCUGCUUUUCAUGAUCAAACAUAAUGGGAAACAGGAAGAACACAGGGUCUGUCAGUGUCAUAGAAAUGUGCCAUGUUAGCAAAAUACUGAUUGCAACUCAUAAGCUUCACACACCCCUCACCCUAAACACAUGUAAGGGAUCUCUUGAAGACAUACAUGUGGUUUCAUUCUUCCUGUCAUGUCAGCGGCCAUGCUGUGAUGUAACAGCCAUCACGAACCAACUGUUGGACGUGUGUUCAAAAGUCAUGCAGAGGCAAUGCAUCCUCACUGUGGUUGCGUGUGUGUGAAUGCUGUGCGCAUGUGUUGUCCUUCAUGCCCCUUCAGUCAUGUUUGCACCAAGGAUGGACAUUUUUGUGUGCAAGGUUUCUUCCAAACACUAAUAGAAUUAGAUUUGACUGAUGUAAAUCUCUGAUUUGACUUUUAUUGGUAAUGCAGGCAUGCACACAACUGCUGUGAUAAUUUUACUUUUGGUGUGUUUUGGUUUGUCAAUUUUUUACUGCAUUAUACUGAGAAGAAAUUGUGUAGGGUCUUAUUGUUUCAGUCUAGAUCUCCCGACAGUGGUCUGUAGCAGUCGUAGGUUAUGGUCUGUCACAUUCCACAACACACCAACCUACAAAAACUAAAUUUGUGUUUUACCCCUACACUUCUAGACUAUGUAUACCACUUGCCCCUGACUCCCUGUGCACCCACCACCAAAUGGUAUGUACACAAAUAUUGCCCUCUUUCACUCCCUCUCAGCCUCUCUCUGUUUUCACAAUAGUUCCGUUCUCUAUCCUGUGGAUCUAUGCAGAAGCCCAUUCCUUUUUUGGUUGUAAAUAUGUUCCCUAGUAUGCUGAACAAUGUAUGUCUUUGCGUCCAGUUUUCCUUGUGUAUUUUGAGUUGAUGUCAAGUUGUCACUUUCUUCUUGUACUUCUUCUUCUAAUCCUUUUUUUAAUUUUUAUUUUGAGCGUCUGAAAUCAUUGAUGUGGUACGGUUAACCAAUAGACUUGUCCUCAGCUUCGCAACCUUAUUGUGAAAGGUUGUGGUUCUGUGUGUGUGAAAGCGAAAGAUUUAUGAUUAUAGAAAUGAAAAAGGUUCAAAGUCAUAUAGAAGUAUCAUUGCGGUUAUGAUUAUUAUGAUUACUAUUAUACUACCAGUAUAUUGUAAUAUUAUAGAUGCAUUAGUUCAAGUAACUUCUUUAAUUUUUUUACAAACAACUUUGAUGAAAUGAUUUAUAAAACAGUCUCACAAGUCAUGAUCUUUUCGAAAACUAUGAAAACUACUGCUACAAUAAUUAAAAUUGUGUUCUGAUGAAAAUAAAUACAGACAUAUAA
This is a messenger RNA of Micropterus dolomieu (smallmouth bass), 6809 nucleotides long. RefSeq names its product transmembrane protein FAM155A (gene nalf1b). NCBI's taxonomy places the organism in Eukaryota, Metazoa, Chordata, Actinopteri, Centrarchiformes, Centrarchidae. The record is from RefSeq and is a predicted model, not a curated record. Gene Ontology annotation, cellular component: plasma membrane. The coding region runs from base 559 to 1752 and encodes 397 amino acids. Gene Ontology annotation, molecular function: stretch-activated, monoatomic cation-selective, calcium channel activity. The transcript has 3 exons. Gene Ontology annotation, biological process: calcium ion import across plasma membrane.